This is a messenger RNA of Mya arenaria, 6023 nucleotides long. RefSeq names its product transmembrane protein 180-like. The transcript is spliced from 8 exons. The coding region runs from base 357 to 1856 and encodes 499 amino acids. Lineage: Eukaryota; Metazoa; Mollusca; Bivalvia; Myida; Myidae. The record is from RefSeq and is a predicted model, not a curated record.
GUUUUCAGUUGGACACAUCAGCAAGGCUGUUUGAACCAUACUGAUAGUGUUAUCGAAAUAUUAUAUGACUUAAUUCUAUUUUUGUUUUGGAUUUAAUAGUGUAAAAGGCGGUGCAUGGCUGCCGUUAAAAUGUAACACUUCAGCAGUCAAUACAAGACACAGCGCCAUCUCCAUUCGGACACUAAGCAACUUGCACUGAAUUCGGAAGCCUCGCCAUUAUGAAACAAAGUUUGACAUGGACUAUAAAAGAAGCUCAAACAUAUACAAGCUUGGUUUGAACUCACUGUGAAGAACACUUAUCGGGAGUCUUUAAACUUAAACAUCAUUUCAAAAGUUGACAGCAUAUCAACUGAAAGAUGAAGGAAAAGUCUAGGAUGCAAAAUGGUGGGCCAGUUGUUGGCAUCCCGAUUGAUGUUGCAUAUGGCUCACUAUCUUUCUUCACCACUGUUGUACACAACAUCUUCCUGCUCUACCACGUUGACAUGUUUGUCUCCGUGUACAAGAUCGACAAAGCCUCGUUCUGGCUCGGGGAAAUGAUCUUCCUUAUCUGGAACUCGCUCAAUGAUCCAGUGUUUGGCUGGAUAAGUGAUAAGCGCUACCUUUCAUCCGCAGGAAACAAUCACCAAAGUGUUCAGAGUAUAGUCUUAAGAAGGCUUGAUGCCUUGCUUUGGACUGGACCAAUGUUUGCUGUCUCAUUUUUAGCCUUCUGGGUGCAGUGGGCGGCCCCAGGUCUGCAAUUUGUAAUAUGUUUAUGCCUGUACGAUGGCUUUUUGACGAUGAUUGAUCUCCACCAUUCUGCCUUACUGGCGGACCUUGCAAUAUCAGCUAAAGCUCGGACAAAGUUGAACUCAAGAUCAUCGUUCUUUAGUAUUUUAGGGUCAGGAUCUGUUUUCCUUUCAUAUGCGGUUUGGAAUAAGGAUAACUUGCGGACGUUCAGGAUUUUUUGUCUAGUCUUGUCGCUUAUUUGUCUUGUUGGAUUUGGGUUGAUGACAAAAGUGCUCAAAAAUAUAUUUAUACAGAACUCUGAUAAGAUGGUGCUUAAAGAAUCAUCACAUGAAAGGUUUGAACCAGUCAAGAGCGAGGGUCGCAAGCUGGCUUCAUUUGUACGGGAAAUUUCAUCGCAGUCCAAUUUUUUAUGGUUUGCUGCAAUGAAUAUUAUACAGGUGUUCCACUGCCAUUUCAACAGCAACUUUUUCCCUUUGUUCCUGGAGAAUUUACUCGGAGAUGCAAUAAGCCCCGGACUCGGAUCUGUUCUUAUAGGUAUCUCCUUUGUUGCCCCACACAUCAACAAUCUAUACUUCUUGUCGCUAUGUCGGCGGUGGGGUGUGUACUCCGUCAUACGACUGCUGUUUGUCGUCAAGCUCGCUAUCUCCCUUGUCAUGUUCCUGGCUGGACCCAAUCAUGUAUGGCUGUUGUGUGUGUUCAUUGCCAGUAACCGAGUGUUCACAGAAGGUACCUGUAAGCUGUUGAACCUAGUAAUCAGCGACCUUGUGGACGAAGAUUUCGUGCUUCACCACCGGCACCAGCCCGUCUCCGCCCUCAUGUUCGGCACCGCUGCCCUGCUGUCUAAGCCGGGCCAGACCCUUGCGCCGCUGGUCGGCACAUGGCUUCUGGCAAAACAGACAGGGCAUGAUAUAUUUGAAUCUGGUCGUGCGGCAGGGUCCAUCAAGAUACAAGGUGGACUCGACUCUGCUCAGCAGGAAGAGUAUAAACAGGGCUGCUUUCAUCUUCUAGUCUAUAUACCUGUGGUCUGUGCAAUUACUCAGCUGCUCGUGUGGACCCAGUUCUCUCUACGUGGCAAACGGCUCCGUAUAGUGAAGGCUGCAAGGGAGGGGGCACUGUAUAGCCAUGUGUGAUAUACUUAAAUAGUCAUCAGAUGAAAAUGAUUUGGUUAAAAUUAUAUUAGAAUGCAGGUGUCAGAAGUUUUCAGCAAAUUAAGCAUUUUCAUUAAUCUUGUUUAUAAUAAUUAUUAAAAAUGUUCCAGUUUUCAGCAAAUUUAGCAUUGCAUUACACAUCAAUGUACUUCGUAGUUAUGCAUGUGAUAAGCACGGGUUUUUAAGUUCAGGAAAAAUCCUCAGAUCAGAAUUGCAAUAUUUCACUUCAGACUAUUGUACAGCUGUUAAGAUUUUUUUUCUCAGAAAUGAACGUUAAAAGUUAUAAUUUUUAUAUAAAUGACUUCGGAGAAACUUCAGCUUGAAGGGGUCUAAGCCCAUUAAUCCUGCUUUGGACAUGAAACCCUCAUACUCAAACACGUCCCCAGCUAUUUUUCGACAAUUAUCAGCUGUUAGAACCCGUUUUUAGUACAUUGUAACUCGAUGAUCCUUUCACCACAACGGGUACAGUAAAAUGUGCAAACUUGCCGUCUUGAAUGCACUUUUGGAAGUUUGCAUUUAAGCUUAUGUUUUUUUUAUUCAUUUGGUUUCUUCUUGGAAACUACAGUGCUGUUUCAAAGUGUUCUUGUUAUUUUUUUGUUAUUUUAAAAUAUGCCAGGAAGAUUGGUGCUAUUUUUCCUGCAUUUAUCAAGAGCUGAAUGAAGUCAUCAGUAAUGUAUAUCUUGUAAGGUAAUGAGUUGUUUAUUUGCCAAAGUUGAUUUUACAAAUUCAACCAAAUAUUUUUAUACAAUUGUAUCAAAGUUGUAUGUAUAAUGUAUGUGUCAAAUCAGAUAUAGGAGUUACUUCUCUGUGAUCGCAAAUAUUAUUGAUUUUGAAUAUAUCACAACUGAAAUGCUUUUAUCACCCAAUUCUGUUUUAUUCAUUUUAAUAAGGUGCAGUUAAAUUUUAUAGUGAAUAGAUACAUAUAGAAUAUUUAUUUUUGAGCCAAUUAUUUGCUAUUGAAUUGGUCAGUUUAAAUUUUUCUCUUCAAAAUGUUGUUUUACUUAUAUGUGUAUAAAAUUGUGAUUUUUUAAUCAUUUCCCCAGUUUGUUUCAAUAUUUGUAAGUUAUAAUGAUAAUCAUAUAUAUGACAUUUAUUACACGCUUGUAAAUGGUAUUUGAACACUGUUUAUAUCGUCAAUACUAGCUUGGUUGUCAUAUAUAGUAACAUAUUGUCGGGUAUUGUCGUCCAGUAGUCAAUAGCGGAUAUAGAAGGGCGGACCCUGCAUGCUCCCCUUCUUCCAUUGUCCAAGUUCAAUUCAUGAUGUUUAAAUUAUUUCAAAAGAGUUAAAAUCAAAUUGAAUUUGGACUAGAAAAAUAAAAAUAAACUUAAUUAAUAGCAUAAAAAAUAUUUUCUAUCAUGAUGUGACUGUAAUGCUCCCUUGGUAUAAACAAUAUCUAUUUCAUUAAGCAUUUUAAAUUUCUAGAGAUAAAACGUUCGAGCAUAACCAAAUGAUUUACUGUUGCAAUAAUACGUAAAAUAGACACAAGUAUAUGUGCAUAAAACCAAAUAUAAUCACUACUGUAUUCAGAUCGAAGCUUUGAACGCCCCAUUAAAACGGGAUUUCUGGGUCCGCCCUCAUGUCCGUUGUUGUUCACCGUGUCAUACAUACUUGUCCCUCUGAAUACUCUUUGAAUGCUCAUGUAAUGUUCUGCUCAAGUACAGCAAGACCAUCAGAAUUGCUUUCUGUGAUUCUUCAGUAUAUCUUUUUUAACUUUCAAAUUAAGUGCCUUUUGUACUUAAAAUGACAUUAUCUUGCUCUGACAUGUUGGGCUUGUCUUUCAUAAUGUGUGAAAGCUUUAAAUAAAGAAAUGAUCACAUGUGUACAUAAAUAAAUUAUGAAUUAUAAUUCUGGUUGGGGUUUUGUUUCGAAGUAUAUUCUGACCUGCAGUAUCCAAAAUAAAUGCCUACUUUUCAUUAAAAUCAAAAUGCUCUGAAGAUCUACUGUCAGAUUUUGUAAAAACUGACUGGAUGACCGUAAGGGAAUGUUAUGGGUUGUUUGAAAAAAGUAAAUUCUAAAAUUCACGUGUCUGAAUACAUUUUUUUAAAUAUUUACGUUAUUUGACAUUUUAAAUGUCAUAUGUCAAAGUCGUACCAGUCUUGUCUAGAAAUGUUCGUUCAUUGCUCCGGAGCAAAGCUGAUAUUUCGCGACAUACCGCUUGAAAAAUAGUUAUAGGGAUUAUUGAUAUUUUGUGACAUUUAUACCAUUGACAUGACAGCAAUUUUUAAAGGCAUUUUUGGUCUGAACUGCUUGGAGUGUUUUCACUCGUUAAACUCGAUUGUUGAAUGCUUUGAAUAAAUAAACUGAUAUUAUUUUUAUUGUGAAUACAUUUGUCAACUCUUUCUGAUAGGUAUAUGUGAUAUGUUAUUAUGUGAAAUUACAAAUAUUUUUUGUAUAUUGUUAUGUUCAUAUCAAUAGCCCACCGCUGACGUAAUCUAUUCAUACAAAAUGAAAACCAAAGGUGAUAUCUUUGAUUUUUUAAACCAAAAAAAAUGUUAAAACAUUUCAAAACCAUUUCGUUGCUACAAAUAUUUAUUGUAUUAGAAUUUUAUUUUUAUCAUUGUUUUCAUCCCAAAAGAUAUUGUUACCACACAUCAUUGCCGUUGUAUAUGUAACUUUUAAAUUGGUAUUAUUCAUACGUUCAUCGGGGUGUGUCACACUUAACAUCGUAAAUUCAAUAAGUUUACAAUAUAAACAUGAACUACAGUUUGAAAUAUGAACUUGAAAUGUAAUCAAUGUUGUUGCUACAAUUAUUUUUUUCAAUGCAUCAUCCUUGAACAAGUCUGGCAAGCUUGUGCUGGUCCUGAAACCUCCCCAGGCCUUACGAUUUAGACGUGUCAUGAAAUAUUGUGGCCAAUCAACAUUUCAGAAAUCUGUUGUUGUUUUUUUCAGGUGAACAAGUGAACAUCAAAUGUUUCGUAUUAUAUAAUUUUUAGAAAUAUUAACUAAAAUGACCCGUCAUCGAUGUUUGUACAAGACAGUGGCUCUAUUUCUUUAAAUAAAUAAAUUGUUCAAACUUAAGUUGAGUUCGAAGUGUUGUUGUCCUGGUCUUAACAUAAAACUUAUAUACAGAACAGAACAAAACAUAUGAUUGCACGUGAACCUUACAGUUGUUUGGGUUACAUUUACAUGAUUUACAAAUAUAUUAACAAUUAAACACUUUAGUGUCAUUUCUUAUUUAUUUAUUUUUGUUUCAGACUUUUGCCAUCAAUGCAUUAAUUAAUUCAGUCAUACAAUUGAACACAUCUAUAUUGUUAAAAAAACGGCCGAACUUUUUUGAUUUUUUAAAGCGUUAGUAACUCUUUUGGCCAUAAAACAUAAAAUUUUGACAAUAAAAUUAAAACUGCGAAAUAAUCUUUAAUCAGCUAUCUAAUGGCACAGGUUUCAAGAGAUUUACUCAGUGUCGCUCAUUUUAAGACAAGAAUUAAGAUGUUGUCACGGUCAAUCUGUGAGAGUGCAAGUUUAAGGACAAAUUAUAAUAAACGCACAAAGGUUGUUGAUUUUGAUAACGAUUUAGUAAAAUUGUUGACAAAUUUAUGAAAAAUAUGUUAUCUCCGUCUGUUAUGUCAGUGAUAUUGAUUAAUUAUUGAAACGGCUAGUUAAACCAUAAAUGACAAUUUUCAAAUCAAUACUAUUUAACUCCGUAUUUUAGAAAUACAAAUCGAUAUCACAUCGGAUUUCGUAAACAUAUUUAAAGGUUUAAAAAUAGUAUGACACCUGUCAAUUACCGAACACAGAGACAUAUCGCAUAUUUUACAAAACUUCCGAUCAAUAUAGCCCAUUCAAACUACAAUUAAGAUUUAUUUUGAUUACACAAUAUAACAACAUGGAAGCCUUAUGUCCGAAAAAGCGUCCAAAUAACAUCAAAUUCGACAUACUGCAUAUUGUUUUUCAAAAACUGUGCUGGUGAUAAGCUAUGAACCCAUAAUACAAUGGAGUCGACAGGGACAAUUCCAGCCGCCGACAUACUGAGAUCAGGUUUAAAGGAAAUAUGGUUUAUGCCUUAUAGAACCACAAGACAGUGUUAUAUUUGUAUUUACAAUGUGUUUUUGUUUGAUUUAUGAUACCCCCAUUCGAUUAUUAUUGACUGAAGCCAAUGUUAGCUGUUGCGAUUCAUAGUCCUUUUUGUAAUAAAGGUUGUUGAUGUUGUU